Messenger RNA from Batrachochytrium dendrobatidis JAM81, 519 nucleotides. RefSeq lists its product as uncharacterized. The transcript has a single exon. Bases 1 to 519 code for a protein of 172 amino acids. The record is from RefSeq and is a predicted model, not a curated record. Lineage: Eukaryota; Fungi; Chytridiomycota; Chytridiomycetes; Rhizophydiales.
AUGAAAGUUUGUACUCUUUCCCUUUUUUACUUGGCCAUCGCUUUCAGUUAUGCAACUCCCGUGCUGGUCAACGAACCUAAUAGCGAACCACUUGGUAAUAAGCAUGAUGAUGGCACAGCAACGCCCCAAACAACUGAGCAAGCAUCUCAAGAGCAACAGCCUGAGCCGCUAGUCGAUUCUAGCUAUGAUUACGAUCAAUUCCAAUCCAAACUUAUGAAAGUGGCAAGUACAUGUCAAACCUAUUACAGUAUAUUAUCCGAAGAUCAGAUUCAUAGAAGGACUACCCCUGUGGAUUUGACUAAAGAUGGUUUGUGGGAUAUUCUCAAACAUGACAUGCCAAGACUUUGCUCGACCAUUCCCGAUCCCCACAAUGCAGUUAUAAAAUUGAGCCAGCUUGAUAAGCUUUGCGGGUUUAUUGAAGAGGAUCUUGACGAAUAUGAAAAUAUGAAACAAAAGAUGGAUACGCAAUCCAUGAAGCAAAUGAUCCAAGUGUACAAAACAAAAGGUGUGUUUUUGUAA